ACAGAAAUGUUGGAAGACAGACCAGUUGGGAGUCACCAUCUAAUCCACCCUUGUCUGCUUUUUAUAAAUAAUGUUAACUGACCCAUCAUUUACUGGAAGUGGCAGUCAACCUGUGAAGAACGGGGAACCAAAAAGUCCACCUUGGGAAUGAUGGGAGUCGGGGUGAAGGAAUUGGGGGCAGAGACCAGGGACAGCAGUUGGGCCAGGCUCGCUCAGAGUCUCCGCAAUAUGGCGGCCUUGGAACCACCUGACCAGCAGGAGACGGAGCUCCGCCCCAGCUCUCCCGGCCCCACCCCGCUCGGCCCCGCCCAGCGCACCCCUCGACCGGGGCGCUGGGGUUGUGAGGUGUCUGGGCGAAGCGCCUGCGCAGUAGGCAGCGCGGGGCGGAGGCUUUAUAACCAUUUCGUCGCUGCCGCUCGGCUCCUAUCUCCGGGAGGGCUGCUAAGGCUGUGGCGGCGGCGGCGGCGGCGGCCGGGCGCCGGCUGAGGGGCACUGAGGCGGGAGCUGUGGCGGCGCUGGGCGCCCCUGGCCCCUUGGCCUCUGUGGGCCAUGGGCUCCGAGAAGGACUCCGAGUCGCCGCGCUCCACAUCCCUACAUGCGGCCGCGCCCGACCCCAAGUGCCGCAGCGGCGGCCGGCGCCGGCGCCUCACCUUCCACAGCGUCUUCUCCGCCUCGGCCCGCGGCCGCCGCGCCCGGGCCAAGCCGCAGGCCGAACCGCCGCCCCCGGCCGCUCCGCCGCCACCCGCCCCGGCCCCUGCCGCGGCCCAGGCCUCGCCGCCCGAAGCGCUGCCUGCGGAGCCGGCCGCCGAGGCCGAGGCGGAGGCCGCGGCGGCGGCGGAGCCCGGGUUAGACGAUGAGGAGGCGGCAGAGGGCGGCGGCUCGGGCUCGGAGGAGGUGGAGUGCCCGCUGUGCCUGGUGCGGCUGCCGCCCGAGCGGGCUCCGCGCCUCCUCAGCUGUCCGCACCGCUCGUGCCGGGACUGCCUCCGCCACUACCUGCGCCUGGAGAUCAGCGAGAGCAGGGUGCCCAUCAGCUGCCCCGAGUGCAGUGAGCGACUCAACCCGCACGACAUCCGCUUGCUGCUAGCCGACCCGCCGCUCAUGCACAAGUACGAGGAGUUCAUGCUGCGCCGCUACCUGGCCUCUGACCCGGACUGCCGCUGGUGCCCGGCCCCGGACUGCGGUUAUGCUGUUAUUGCCUAUGGCUGUGCCAGCUGCCCGAAGCUAACUUGUGAGAGGGAAGGCUGCCAGACCGAGUUCUGCUACCACUGCAAGCAGAUAUGGCAUCCAAAUCAAACAUGCGAUAUGGCCCGUCAACAGAGGGCCCAGACUUUACGAGUUCGGACCAAACACACUUCAGGUCUCAGUUACGGGCAAGAAUCUGGACCAGAUGACAUCAAGCCAUGCCCACGAUGCAGUGCUUACAUUAUCAAGAUGAAUGAUGGAAGCUGUAAUCACAUGACUUGUGCAGUGUGUGGCUGUGAAUUCUGCUGGCUUUGUAUGAAAGAGAUCUCAGACUUGCAUUACCUCAGCCCCUCUGGCUGUACAUUCUGGGGCAAGAAGCCAUGGAGCCGUAAGAAGAAAAUUCUUUGGCAACUGGGCACGUUGAUUGGUGCUCCAGUGGGGAUUUCUCUCAUUGCUGGCAUUGCCAUUCCUGCCAUGGUCAUUGGCAUUCCUGUUUAUGUUGGAAGGAAGAUUCAUAGCAGGUAUGAGGGAAGGAAAACCUCCAAACACAAGAGAAAUUUGGCUAUCACAGGAGGAGUGACUCUGUCGGUCAUUGCAUCCCCAGUUAUUGCUGCAGUUAGUGUUGGUAUUGGUGUCCCCAUUAUGCUGGCUUAUGUUUAUGGGGUUGUGCCCAUUUCUCUUUGUCGUGGAGGUGGCUGUGGAGUUAGCACAGCCAACGGAAAAGGCGUGAAAAUUGAAUUUGAUGAAGAUGAUGGUCCAAUCACAGUGGCAGAUGCCUGGCGAGCCCUCAAGAAUCCCAGCAUUGGGGAAAGCAGCAUCGAAGGCCUGACUAGUGUAUUGAGCACUAGUGGAAGCCCUACAGAUGGACUCAGUGUUAUGCAAGGUCCUUACAGCGAAACAGCCAGCUUUGCAGCCCUCUCAGGGGGCACACUGAGUGGCGGCAUUCUCUCCAGUGGCAAGGGAAAAUACAGCAGGUUAGAAGUUCAAGCCGAUGUCCAAAAGGAAAUUUUCCCCAAAGACACAGCCAGUCUUGGUGCAAUUAGUGACAACGCAAGCACUCGUGCUAUGGCCGGUUCCAUAAUCAGUUCCUACAACCCACAGGACAGGUUUAGCAUGACCCAUGCAUGACUCAGCAAAGUGGAUUUUGUCUCCACAGAGAAUGCAACAAUAUGGAAAUCCAAGUGGACAUUGAAGCCAAACCAAGCCACUAUCAGCUGGUGAGUGGAAGCAGCACGGAGGACUCGCUCCAUGUGCAUGCUCAGAUGGCAGAGAAUGAAGAAGAAGGUACUGGUGGUGGAGGCAGUGAAGAAGAUCCCCCCUGCAGACACCAAAGCUGUGAACAGAAAGACUGCCUGGCCAGCAAACCUUGGGACAUCAGCCUGGCCCAGCCUGAAAGCAUCCGCAGUGACCUAGAGAGCUCUGAUACACAGUCAGAUGAUGUGCCAGACAUCACCUCAGAUGAGUGUGGCUCCCCCCGCUCCCAUACUGCAGCCUGCCCCUCGACCCCCAAAGCCCAAGGGGUACCGAGCCCAAGUGCCCAAAUGAACCUCUCUGCCCUAGCUGAGGGACAAACUUUCUUGAAGCCAGAAGGUACAGAAGCCAGAGUAUGAAAUGGAAUGAAUGCUCCUGUUCUGAGAAGCACACUUGUUACUGCAUCUUUUGGAAUUUUUUUUUAUUUUUUUUUAUUUUUUUUUUUCAAGGGGUAGGGAUUUAUGUAUUUUAUUUCAAAGAUUCUCUGGUCACCGGUUUUCCCCAGGGAAAUUCUGAGAAAUUCACAAUUUCUUACCAGAUAAAACAUGAAAAGUUUGCCGUUAGUCCCCCUUCCCCCUCCCUCUUUUUAGUUUUAAUUUAUUGGUUAAACUGAUGACGGCAAUCUGUGAGGUGUGUCAAAGAGUGUACAUAUGUAUGUGUGUAUAUUGAAUGCUAAACAUAUUACCGAAAGACACAUUUUAAUAAAGAUUUCUGUCAUAAUUCAA
Cebus imitator (Panamanian white-faced capuchin) is the source of this 3158-nucleotide messenger RNA. It is a transcript of the gene RNF19B, whose product is annotated as ring finger protein 19B. The record is from RefSeq and is a predicted model, not a curated record. Gene Ontology annotation, cellular component: ubiquitin ligase complex; cytoplasm. The transcript is spliced from 9 exons. Gene Ontology annotation, molecular function: zinc ion binding; ubiquitin protein ligase activity; ubiquitin conjugating enzyme binding. The coding region runs from base 550 to 2310 and encodes 586 amino acids. Lineage: Eukaryota; Metazoa; Chordata; Mammalia; Primates; Cebidae. Gene Ontology annotation, biological process: protein polyubiquitination; positive regulation of proteasomal ubiquitin-dependent protein catabolic process; ubiquitin-dependent protein catabolic process.